AUGCACGCGCCCGCGAGCAAACCGCCCACUCUCAAAGAGGCCCUCGUCGUCGCCGCAGCGCUCGCCGCCGGCGCCUGGGCGUCCCGCGACGCCACCCCGGACACGGCCGACCCCUGCGGCCUCGAGCGCCUGCCCGCGAGCGCCGCCCUGCGCUGGCGCCGGCCGCCGCCGCGGCCCGUCGUGCUCGCGCCCUUCGCGGCCAACGACGGCUUCCGGCGGCGGACCGCGCGCGCGCCGCUCCUCGAGCGCCUCGGCGAGUCGCGCGUCGUCCUCACGAGCAGCAACAGCUACAGCGAGCACGAGCUGGCGACGACCCUGCGGGCCUACGUCGAGGACCACGUGCCGCGCCACGCGUCGGACGCGGCCGCGAACGAGUCCUACUACCUCUUCGGCCCCCAGUUCGACGCCGCGCUCGAGGCCCUCGUCGAGUCGUACGCGCACCCGGCCUGCGGCGGCGCGUGGUGCGCGCGCGACGCCUUUGCCGCGUCCUUCGGCCUCGCCGGCGCGCGCAGCGGCGUGAGCUUCCACACGCACGGCAGCGGCUUCGGCGAGGUGCUCCACGGCCGGAAGCGGUGGAUCCUCUACCCGCCGGGCGACGCGGCGCCGCCGGGCUUCGACCCCGACGGGCCGACGCGGCGCUGGGUCGACGACGUGCUGCCGACGCUGCGCGGCGCCGACUUGCCGGCCCACGACUGCGUCCUCGGGCCGGGGGAGCUGCUCUACUUCCCGCCGCUCUGGUGGCACGCGACGCUCAACCUCGACGACCACACGGUCUUCGUGAGCUCCUUCGCGUCGGACCACGCGCGCGAGGCGGACAGCGGCGGCGACCUAAGACCGGGCUGGUAG
Aureococcus anophagefferens is the source of this 846-nucleotide messenger RNA. RefSeq lists its product as hypothetical. Gene Ontology annotation, cellular component: cytoplasm. The record is from RefSeq and is a predicted model, not a curated record. The coding region runs from base 1 to 846 and encodes 281 amino acids. The transcript has a single exon. Lineage: Eukaryota; Pelagophyceae; Pelagomonadales; Pelagomonadaceae.